CAUUUCCGCUUUCUCCGAAUUUCGGCCCGAAAUUUUACACCUUUCCAUGAUCAAUUUUUGUUGACACUAUAAUUUACUUUGUUUCUAAGCUUCGGACCGCUUUUUUUCCAUAUGUUCCACUUCUGUUUCGAGUUUUUGAAUAUUCAGGUAAUGUUUCAUUGUAAUAACUACUAUUGCUUCAUUCCGGCCCGAUUUGGCCGAUGUUUUUGCUUAUUAUUGAUUACUAAUUAUUCCAUUCCAUGUUUCCGACCUUGCUCCGAUUUUCCCAUCAUUUUAUUGACAUUAUCUCAAGCUUGCUCAUUAGCACUUCCAUUCACUUAUCUGUUAUCAUUUCUAUUUAUGUUGAUUCCUUGCUUCACCCACAAGCUGCUCCUCUGUUUUAGUAGGAUUUCAUUGAUUAUUUGUUAGGAUACAGUUUCUACUCCCACUUAGAUCCGUUGAUCUGCCGGGUAGACCGAAACACUCUUUUCCAACUCAUUUUUUAUGAUUAUCCUUAUAGCGCUUUCCGGCUUUGCUUCCCAUGGAACUUCCGGUCUCGGGAUGGUUCUACCAUCAUUCUGGACACUUUGUGUCAAUUUCGGCCUUUUUAGGCAUUGCUCUUGUGUGGAUAUCAGCUUAGGUCAUCAUCUCUGGCAGCACUUUGUGUUGAUUGGCAUGCCGGACUUUUCCGCAGUUUCCGACGAUUUUUCCGGCCCAAUCCCGCCCCUCGGCUCGGAUUUUAUUCCGAAAUUUUCCCUACUCCAUUACCCUAUCAUCCUACAUCGCCAUUUACUCCAACUUCGGCUCUUGAUUCAUCGCUUUCGAGGGCUCAAGCGUACUUGGGGGAUACCACUGUAUUCCAGUCCUAUAUUCCAAUUUUUGGACCA
Messenger RNA from Lentinula edodes (shiitake mushroom), 866 nucleotides. RefSeq lists its product as uncharacterized. The record is from RefSeq and is a predicted model, not a curated record. The transcript has a single exon. The coding region runs from base 151 to 408 and encodes 85 amino acids. NCBI's taxonomy places the organism in Eukaryota, Fungi, Basidiomycota, Agaricomycetes, Agaricales, Omphalotaceae.